Mirounga angustirostris (Northern elephant seal) is the source of this 12324-nucleotide messenger RNA. Its product is annotated as membrane cofactor protein-like. The transcript is spliced from 11 exons. The record is from RefSeq and is a predicted model, not a curated record. The coding region runs from base 151 to 1389 and encodes 412 amino acids. Lineage: Eukaryota; Metazoa; Chordata; Mammalia; Carnivora; Phocidae. Gene Ontology annotation, cellular component: cell surface.
GGCGCGCCCCUUCCGCCCAAGCACCGCUCAGGCCACGCCCCCGCGGCUGGCUCCUGACCCCCGGGUGCCGGGGGAUUGUUGCGUCUGUUUCCCGGACCUGGGACGGUGAGGGCUUGGCGGGCUCUUAGGUUCCCACUGGUCUCCUGCAAGAUGACGGCGUCCUGGGCGCCGUGUGCCGCCUGUGGCUUUCGCCCCGAAAAGCGCUUUUCUUGGCGCUUGGUCGGGUUCCUUUUGGUGGCCCCAGUGCUCCUGAUCUCUCUAAACUCCGAUGCCUGUGGUGAGCCACCCAAAUAUGAAACUAUGGCCUUGAGGGAUAGCCCUAAAAAGUAUUACGAAGUUGGGGAGGAAGUAUAUUAUCAGUGUUAUCCAGGAUACUUAACUCUGCGAUCCGUCGUGACUUAUUGUGAGCAAAAUCACUCAUGGUACCCUCUUGAAGAAGCUUGUUUCAGAAAAGAAUGUAAUACUCCAGGACUCGAAAAUGGUGAAGUCUUUGCCCCAAAUUUCACCUUUCAAUUUGACAGUGAAGCUUACUUUUACUGUAAUGAGGGUUAUUACUUAUCUGGAAAAAAAGCUCUACUUUGUGAACUUCGUGGGGAUGAUGUGUUUUGGAGUGAUGAAUUUCCAAAAUGUUAUAGGAUUUACUGUAAACCACCUGCAAAAAUAAAAAAUGGAAAAUACAGCAAUAGUCACAGAACUAUAUUUGAAUAUAAUGAAUUAAUUACUUUUAGUUGUAACCCUUCACAAGGACCAGAUGAAUUUUCACUUGUUGGAAACAGCAAACUUAUUUGUGUUGACAAUAACAAGUGGAGUAGUAGCCCUCCUGAGUGUAAAGUGGUCAAAUGUGAUUAUCCUGUAAUUGAACAUGGAAGACUGGUAUCAGGAAUCAGAGACAAAUAUUCCUACCAAGCAGUGGUUCUAUUUGAAUGCAUCCCAGGCUUCUAUCUUAAUGGCAGCAACCCAGUGUUCUGUGGUGGGAGAAGUACUUGGGAGCCUGCGAUGCCAAAAUGUAUCAGAGGUUUCAAGCCUACUCAUCCAACCAAACCUCCAGUUUUAAAGUAUCCAGGCUAUCCUGAGCCCAACGACCCACUAACAUUUGAAGACUUUGAGGAAUUAGACGCAGGAAUCAUUGCUGUGAUUGUUCUUACUAUUCUUGUUGGCCUUGCAGUACUUUGCACCUGCCUGUAUAGAUGUUUUCAAAGGGAGAAGAAAGGGGACACCUGGGUGGCUCAGUCGGUGAAGCGUCUGCCUUCGGCUCAGCUCAUGAUCCCAGGCUCCUGGGAUCGAGUCCCGCAUCAGGCUCUCUGCUUGGCGGGGAGCCUGCUUCUCCUUCUCCCUCUGCCUGCCACUCACCCUGCUUGUGUUCUCUCACUCUCUCUGACAAAUAAAUAAAAUUUUUAAAAAACUAAUAAUUUUAGGGCUCUUGGUAUUCAUGGUUUGUGAUAUAUUUUGCCUUUAUAUUAAUCCUCUGGUUUAGGCUAUGUAAAAAAAGUACAUUCGUUACACAUAAAGAACUCAAACUUUUUCUAUUAUUGGUUAUCUUUUUUAAACCACAAUGCCUUUGUUUGAAUCUUCAAUCUUAUAUUUGUAGAACACAUGAUAUGCAUUUUGGAUUUCUCAAUCAGUAGUACAUUUUUUAAGUCACAUAUACACAAUAGCGUGGGUAGGGAAUAUUGUCAGUAGAAUAAUUUUACAAGUCCAAAAGUUUUGUAUAGAAAUAAAUUCUCAAGAAAGGAAAACAAAAUAGCUUUCUGCUCCUUACUUUCCUUUUUUGUUUAAAUUCUCUGCAUCAAAAUACUUACUGGGUCCUUAACAAGUAUUACUCAAACUCUCCCUAGCUACCAAUUAGUGGGUCUUGUAACCUGAGCCUCUCGUUUAACAUGGCAACAUAAGAGGAUCCUGAACUCACCUCCUCUCAUACACAUGGAACCUACAGCUGCAUAUAAAACAGUUCCCUCUGAAAGAAAUCUGAAAACUAACUUGAUGGACUCCUACACAUUGGGUGGAUAAAAAACCCACAUCAAGGGGCACCUGGCUGGCUCAGUUGGUGGACCAUCUGACUCUUGAUCUUGGGGUUGUGAAUUCAAGCCCCACAUGGAGCAUGGAGCCUGCUUUAAAAAACAAAACAAAACAAAAAUGCACAUCAAAAUGGGUAGGAGAGACCGAGAUAGUAGCUCAUCAUAAAAUCCUCCCCAAACGUGCUAACCCACAGUCAGGCGGGAACUCACAACUCUGAGCUUCUUCCUGGAAAGCAAAAUGUUUGAACCCCACAUCUGGCACCCCAUCUUUUAAGACUUGCACCUGAGAGAUAGGUCCACAAAACAUCUAGCUUGAAAGCCAAUGGGGCUUAUGUCUACGAGGCUAUAACGAAUCGAGAAACAGUUCUUAAAGUGCCCAUGUGGAUUUACUUUGGCUAACCCCCCAGGUACAGAGGAGAGGCAGCUGACUGAAACGCCUGGUCUUUCCGUGAAAGAGACCUAUUUGCUUGUGUUAAAAGCUUUGGGCUGAAGGGCAGGUAUCUAAUGUCACACACACCUAGGACCCAACGGAAAUAUUCUUCAAAGCUCAUGGAGGCUGGAGGGCCCCAUCUCCCUCCGGUCCCUCUGCCUGGCUCUCAGCUGCUGGUAUCUUUCAGAAGGGAGCUUGUGCCCAAAUCCGGGGCUCUGAUGUUUAUAGCUGCCACCCAGGGAACACCCCUUGAUCGCCUGGCACUGGGACCAUAACAGAGAAGGAGCUGUUAACUGGCCAUGCCCCAGGACACAGCGCACAGGCAGCAGUCUGAAAUGCGCCCCCAGUCUUUCUGGAAAGGAGGCCUAUUAGCAUAUCUUCGUCGCUGAGGCCUGAGGGACAGGCUUCUAUCGAAACACACGGCUGGCUGUGGUCCUUUCCAGAGACCUCGGAGAGCCCGCGCUAUCUUCCACCGUCCCUCUGCUGGACUCCACAUUGCUAGGAGUUCGUGCACCUGUCUGGUGGCCUGCGGGCCUUACAUCUGCAGGUCACACGGGGCUGUAACAAAUGGAGAAACAGCUGUCAACUGCUGCCCAGUCCAGGACGUAGCACAGAGGUGGCCGACUGAAGUCAUGCCAGUCUUUCUACGACAGGCCUUUUAGCUUAUCUGCAGAGCUGUGGCCUAAGCAACAGGCUUCUAAUGAAAGACACGUGGGGGAGCCCAGGACAAAUCCUUUCCAGAGACUGAAAGACUGACAGGCACCAUCUUCGAACUCUCCUUCUACCCUGCCCCAGGUUGUCCGUGUCUCUGGGAAAGGACCUUAUGUACACGGCUGACACCCCAGCUUUUGUGGCUACUACGCACAGGACACAUCCCCUGAUAACCGGCCCUGGAGGUCGGCGGGACGGUAGCAAAGGAACAGUUCUUAACUGACUGUCACCACAGGGCCCAGUGCAGAGGGAGCACACAGAAACGUCCAUUGCCCAGUGUUCCCCCGAAAGAGGUAUAUUUGCAUGCUUUGUAAGCCGGCACCUGAGCGGCUGGCUUCCAACCAGCCUAUGUGCUGACUGGGAUCUUCCUCUCCAGGACACUGAGCAUUCUUGACACACCCUCAACUCCUGAGAGCCACUGACAACAAAGUAGGCUGCUAGGACAAUCCCAAAGGUUUGAGAGACAACCAAGAGCUAGGGCAGGGUUGAACAGUAAGUUAUAUCCCCUACACCAAGAUGCUGCUUUAGGACUGGGAGAGCUGUUUUAUUGAAUGCCUAGAAACCAACAAGGUCAAGGAAAAUGAAGAAACAAAGGAAUAUGUUCCAAGUGAAAGAACAAGAUAAAGCCUCGGAAAAAGGUCAUAGUGAAAUGGAAUUAGUGAUUUACCUGUUCAUCAAUAGAUGAGUGGAUAAUGAAACAGUGGUACAUAUGCAAUAGGAUAUUAUUCAGCCAUAAAAAAAAGGAGGAAAUCUUGCUAUUUGUGACAACAUGGAUGGACGUAGAGGGCAUUUUGCUAAGUGCGGUAAGACCGAGCACACAAAUAGCAUAUGAUCUCACUUACAUGUGGUCUCUUAAAAAAAAAAAAUACAACAACAACUAGAUACAGGGAACAGAUUAGUGGUUGCCGAGGCGGGUGGCAGGGGUGGGUGAGAUGGGUGAAGGAGGUCAAAAAGGUACAAACUUCCAGUUACAAAGAGGUCACAGAAUGUAAUGCACAGCAUGGUAAUAUGGUUAAUAAUACUGUAUUGUAUAUUUGAAAGUUGCUAAGAGUAGAUCUUAAAAGUUUUCAUAACAAGAAAAAAAUAUUUUAACUGUAUGGUGAUGGAUGUUAACUAGAUUUAUUCAUGGCAAUAAUUUUGCAGAUUUACAAAUCUCACAUGAUUGUGUUGUAUACCUAAAACUAAUAUAUCUAAAUUAUACCUCAAUUUUUCUUUAAAAAGGGCAAACAAUAUGAAUACACAUUCUUCCAAAGAAGACAUAGAAAUUGCCAACAGGUGUAUGAAAAGAUGCUCAACAUCACUAAACAUCUGGGAAAUGCAAAUCAAAACCACCAAGAGAUUAUCAUCUCACAACUGUUAGAAUGGCUAUUGUCAAAAAUAUAUGACAGUAGUUGGCGAGGAUCAUGAAAAAGGGGAACCCUUGUGCACUAUUGGUGGGAAUGUAAAUUAGUGUACCAUAUGGAAAAUAGUAUGGAAGUUCCUGAAAAAAUUAAAAAUAGAGUUAACUUACCCAUCAAUUCCAUUUAUGGGUAUUUAUCUUUAUUUUAUUUUAUUUUUUUUUAAAGAUUUUAUUUAUUUAUUCAUGAGAGACAGAGAGAGAGACAGAGGCAGAGGGAGAAGCAGGCUCCCCGUGGAGCAGGGAGCCCGAUGAGGGACUCGAUCCCAGGACCCUGGGAUCAUGACCUGAGCCGAAGGCAGACGCUUAACCGACUGAGCCACCCAGGCGUCCCUAUGGGUAUUUAUCUUAAGGAGAGGAUAUCACUGUUUUGAAAAUAUGUCUGCACACCAGUGUUCUUUGCAACAUUAUUUACAAUAAGAUACGAAAAUGACCUAAAUGUCCAUCAAUGAAUAAAUGGAUAAAGAAAAUAUGGUACAUAUAUAUAUAUAUACACACUGUUAAAUGAAAAUAUGGUGUCUGUGUAUAUACUAUAUAUAUAUUAUGGAAUAUUGUACAUAUAAAUAUAUAAUGGAAUAUUAUAUAUAGUUGUAUAACCCAUUAUAUAGAUUCCAUCAUCUGAUGAUAUAUUAUCCAGUCAUAAAAAAAGAAAUCCUGCCAUUUGUGACAACAUGGAUGGACCUUCAAGCAUUAUGCCAAGUGAAAUAAAUCAGAGAAAGACAAAUACUUUAUGAUAUCACUUAUAUGUGGAACCUUAAAAAAAUGGACUCAUAGAUACAGAGAAAAGUUUAGUGGAUGCUGGAGAUGGGGCGGGGUGGGGAAGGAUGGGGUAAAUGGGUGUUAGUUGCAUUGAGUGAAGGUGGCCAAAAGGUACAGACUUCCAGUUUGUAGGAUGUACUGGAUCGCUGAGAUUUAAUUUACAGAAUGGUGACUAUAGUUAAUAAUACUGUAUGACACGUUUGAAAGUUGCUAAGGGAACCCAUCUGUAAAGUGUUUGUCACACACACACAAUAUAUGUGUAACUGUGUGGUGAUGGAUGUUAACUAAACUUAUUGUGAUCAUUUUGCAAUAUGUACGUUUCUCAAAUUAUGUGUCCAUCUAAAGCUAAAACAAUGGUCUAUGUCGAUUAUCUUUCAAUUUUUUUUAAAGGCCAUACGUUACCACUUACCAUCCAAAUUUUCUUUGUAAACAGAAAAUUGCAAUAAUAAAAUUUUAAAAUAUUUUCAGAAAAUAUAUCUUUAACCAGUGCAAUGUAAUUAAUUCUAUAUAUAAUAGCAUAAUUUGGAGGGAAAAGAGUUAAAAAAAUAGUGUGCGAGGGGAAAUUCAUAAAUGCCUAUGAGCUAAUUUACAAAGUAUAUAGAAAUCUUUUAGGAUAUAUAUUACCCCUUUCCUGACAGGAACAUACUCAGUUAGAAAUUCAGUAUUAUAGAAUGGCUUUAAUCAAUUUUAGAUUCUCUAUAGAUUAUUUCACGUCAAGACAUCGAACUAUCUUAUCUAACUCUUUAGGUUCUAUGUUGUUUCAAAGCUGAAGUCUCUCUAAUGCGGGUUGGUGGUAUACCUUUCUCCUUUAGAAUCUAGAGCAAUGCUUCUCUAAUGUUCAUGUGCACACUAAUCACCUGGGAUCUUGUUAAAAUGCAGAUUCUGAAUCAUUAAGUCUGGUGCAGUGCCUGGUGUUUUCAGUCUAUCAUGAGCGCCCAGCGAUGUUGCUGCUCCCCUGGGCUACACUCUGAGUAACCAGAGGGGCUGGCUUUAUGGAUAUGCUCACAUUCUUGAAAUUUGAAGAAACACCAUAAAGCUUGGAAAAAUUUUUCUCCUGUUCAAGAUAAUUGGACUUUUUAAAGAUUUCCUAUGAGUUUGUUUUGAAAGAGAGAGGGCUAAUCUUUACCUUUACUUGCUGUGUUUAAAAAAGUAAAGAUUUCUGUUAGAUUCUUUGCCCUGCUUAAUGUCCCUCACCUUCCUCCCUGAAACGGAGUGGUGUUGCCUUAGAAACUUCCUUAUGAAACUGUAAAGUAUGCAGUAACUGCUGUAUUCCUAGGGGGUAGCUCUGGAAGCAGGGCACUAGGCACAGACCGUCCCAAAUUGCUGCCAAAACUUGGUACAAAAUGGAUUUUGAUUUAAACUUGUAUUUGUGAUGACUUGGGAACACAGUUACCCUUCCGUGACCUCCAUCCCACAGUACAAACAUCGUGUAAGUCGUCAUUUUUCAGGCCAUCAAACGGCUCUGAACGAUUUGAUGAACGUGGCCCCACGCUGAAGGGUUCUGCGAGAGUUGUCUGUUCCUUAGUCGUGAAAUGGGCCCACCCACACACCUCUUCCUCUUUCCUUCCGGUUUCCUUUCUUACCUCAUUUGCUGCCAUACUUUCUCAUCCGGGGAUCAUCGGCUCUUUCCUGGUGCUUUGCUACUGCUUGAGUCCUGUCUGGCUUGGCAAGACUGCGCAGCUCCAGAAAACAGAUGCCUUUGCUUGACAGCAGUGUGUUCACCUACGGGUGGUGAUUUUCGUUGCAUAAAUGUAUGAUUCUCUCUACUCUGGUGACAUCAUCCCUGGAGAAGCGAGAGUUUGCUGAAGUCCAUUAGAAUUAUUUACAUACUUUAUGUGUUUUAUUACCGGUGACUCAAUAGUUCUCCUGGUUUUUUUCUGUUAAGAAUAUUUAUUAUUUGGUAGAACUUAAACCUAUUUUUAUAAUAAUGACUGAGCCAGUAACUUUGUAAUUUUUAAGCCAUCAGUUCUUAAAUGAAGGUUAUAGAGGUUGGGGAUUCACUCCAUCGAGUGGCCAGAUCAGGCAGCGGGGAGCGUAGCGACAUGGGGCAAACAACCGAAGGCUCAGAUCAACUUGAACGGUUUUCUACUUGGCUCUCCAAUUCUUGAGCUUUCAACAAGCUCUUCAAAAUAUUUUAAACAACCAAUAAAUAAGAAAGGAUUUCUUAUGAGAUAUCAGGUAAUAAGUUUUACAGAACUCUUCCCUCGGCGGGAAAGCAGAUGUGCCUCAGGAAGAGACUGUACUCAGUGCAUCUGAAAAUGUCUGCCUUGUCAUAAAAUUGACUUCUCAGACAAUAUUGGAUGCUGUGGGUAUUCCCUCUAAAUUUAAGGUGUGAGUGACAAGGACCCUUUGUCCUCACAGAGAGUUUACAUUAUUCGCAUCAGGCUUAAUGGUUUCAGGGGUAAACAUUGCACAGAAAUUUAAAAUCAGUUCAAGUGCAGGGAAGAAAAAUGUCCUUUUUUAGAAGUCAAAAUACAUUUUACUUAAUUUUGUAAAUGCAAUCCACUUCAACUCCUAAGUAUUAACUCUGUAAUGGUAUUUAUUUGUUUUCCAUUACCAGAAUAUUUUUAGCAUAUGAAAGAAACCAACAAAGUUUAGAUUUUGAAAAACUGAAUUGCAUUGCCUUAGACCCUUUGAGCCUCACUGCCCUCUGUCCUAAUGAAAUGAAUUGGAAGUGUUCCUACCUUUGUGCCAGAAUGUGUGUCUACACAGCGGGGAAGAGAGGAGAUAUGUAUCCCCCUACUUAUAAUGUGAGGUGCUAUAGUCAGGAGUUUGGGAGCAGACUACACAGGCCAAUUAGGAAGGGCCAUUUCUUGGUAAAAGCAGAGUGGUGUCUUGGGUCACAGGAGCAAAGGGGAAGAUGGGACAUACCAACUGAAGUGGCAGUAGGGGCCUCCCCAGUCCUGUGAAUCUUCCUGGUCUCUUAGGAUUCCUUUGAGGCUAAAGCCAACCAGGAAGGUAGAUUUCAGUCUGUCGUGAGCUCCAAGGUGUCUGUAAACAUUGGAAGGUCAUAUAAUGGAUGGUGAAGGUAAUAUAAGACAUCUGUAAUUAGUAAUCCAGGGUUAGAUGUUCACCAUCUUUAUUUAUUUAUUUAUUUUUAAAAGAUUUUAUUUAUUUAUUUGAGAGAGAGAGAAAGAGCACAUGAGAGGGGGGAGGGUCAGAGGGAGAAGCAGACUCCCUGCUGAGCAGGGAGCCCGAUGCGGGACUCAAUCCUGGGACUCCAGGAUCAUGACCUGAGCCGAAGGCAGUCGCUUAACCAACUGAGCCACCCAGGCGCCCUGAUUUUCACCAUCUUUAAAUUGCUUCGUUGUUCUAUCAAAUAAGUGUUUCCUAAAAGUUAGGUGAAUCCUUUUUAUCUUUCUCCUCUCUUGGAUUCUAUUUAAAAUUCUAUUAUAAGAAAAGGAUUCCACCACCACACAAACCAAAGAAGUACUGACUCCAAAAAGUGGAAAAAGAUGGCAGUCUCAGAGAAUUCACUGAUAGUCCUAACUCACAAUAUAAAAUGGCUCCCAGUAGUCUCAGGAAAUUGCUCGAUCACAAGUGUAUUUUUGUGACGGUGGUGUCUCACGUGAUGGCGUCCCCCAGAGAAAGAAGUACUAGGGUAUCCAAAACUGACAUGGUUAGCUGUUAGGUUGGGUAGGCAUCCCUGAAGGGGUCACUGGGCCACGCGCACUGGUGAACCACUGACUCAUCCACGGUGAGUUUUCAUCUGUCCGUUCUAGUCAUUUUACUAAGGCAGGGACUAGACCUGCGUUUUCCAAUUCAAUAGUCGAUAGUCCCGUAUGGUUACUGAGGACUUCCCAGUGGCUAGUCCUCUGUAAGUUGGCCUGUAAGUGUAAAAUACACACCAGCCUUUAAGACUUAGUACAAAAAAUGUAAAAUAACACGUAUAUUGGGUUAAAGUAAAAUAUAUUUAAAUUAACUUCACUAGCUUCUUUUAACUUUUUUUAAAUGUGGUUUCUAAAAAAUGUAAAGUUACCCAUGUGACUCAUAGUAUAUUUCUUUGGAAAGCAUCGGGCUAGAAUAACAGGUUUUAGAAAGAUGUCUAUUGUUACCAUAAAACUGUGAUGUUACCCUUAGUUAUUUAGGAGACUCUCUUAGUGAAACAUGGUUUCUUUGACUGUGAGGGCUAAAUGGGGCAUUAUUGAGCUUGAAGGCUGGUAGAAUUGUUACCUUCUCAAAAGUUUCAUGUCAGAGCCAGAUUUAAAAUUUCAGUAAUAGGAAAACAAGUGUUUCUCUCCAGUCUUUGCCAUUAGCCCUCAUUUUAAUUUAAAUGAAAUCUUUACUAAAUACUUUGUAUCAUACUGCUCUAUUCCUUGUUUUGAAGAGAAUCAAAAACACAACACAAGGAUAGGACAGUUUCUACACAGACUAGCUGAACAUGUGAAAGAGUCAUUUACUUUCUAGAUCAGGAACUUUGCUACUAUAAAUAUGUUUUUAAUUGUACAUUUUCUAAAUGGGCCUCUGGAUUUAAUUUCUAUACUUAACUGAUGUUUUCUGGAUAAGUUGCCCUUUAGGGAAACAGAGGUUGGAGGUGAAUAUACCACUUACCUGAAUAAAUCAAUCACUGAGGCAGAGCAGAUGCACCAAAUGGUUUCCACAAACCAGUGCCUCAGUUUAUCUUUUGAUCCAAUGAAAAUCUUAAGGUCUAUCAAAGUUAUUCUCUAGUUCUUGUACUUUCAUGAAUGCAACCACUGAGCCAUAAGGCUGACAUUUUAAUAUGGCUUGAAUGUAGUCACCGUCCUUGGAUGCUGCUUUGCACUGUGGAUGAAUUUGGGUAUGAACCUCUGGCCUGUUUUCCCUUGAAUUAAACUCGCACUUAUAGGACAACUCGACACAGUAUCCCUGGCAGUAUUUAGGCGGGGAAAUAAUUUUUAAAAUAAGUCUCUGUAUUUAGAGAACUAUAGUUCAAAAUGAAUUAUUUGUUCUAUCAAAUAAUAGACUCUUUGAGCCUAUAGAAAAGAAAAUAAAGAAAGUGAUUUUAAAUCCUACUUGUUCAAAGAUUAAUGCCAAGUCUUAAGACUCAUUCUUCCGGCAUCUCUAAGAUGUAUUUUAUAUAUUGUUUAGUGUUAAGUGCCUUUACAAAUAUGUGUAUGCUACUUCAGCCCUUAAACAUUAAAAACAGGAACGCUGCAUAUUGGGAUUUUUUAACAAGUUUGACUUCCUUAGCUAAGAAUAUUAUUGGAAAAUGCUCUAAAGGGGAUAGAAUUCUAUAUUUUUAUUCAAUUAGCCAACAUAUAGUACAUCAUUUGUUUUUGAUGUAGUGUUCAAUGAUUCAUUAGUUGUAUAUAACACCAAGGGCUCAUCACCACACGUGCCCUCCUUAAUACCCAUCACCCAGUUACCCAAUUCUCCCCGACCCCCCUCCCUUUUGUAAUCCUCAGUUUGUUUCCCGGAGUCCAGAGUCUCUCAUGGUUUGUCUCCCUCUCUGAUUUCUUCCCAUUUAGUUUUCCCUCCCCUCCCCUGUGGUCCUCCGCUCCAUAUUUUUUUUUUUUUAACUAUUUGUAGCUUCUUGGUGAUUUAAGGAAUACCAUAAAUACCAUACCACUAUAAAGUGUAUGGUAUUUGUGCUUUACUUUUUAAAACAUCGAUAAGCAGGGGCACCUGGGUGGCUCAGUUGGUUAAGUGACUGCCUUCGGCUCAGGUCAUGAUCCUGGAGUCCCUGAAUCGAGUCCCGCAACGAGCUCCCUGCUCAGCGGGGGGUCUGCUUCUCCCUCUGACCCUCUCCCCUCUCGUGCCCUCUGUCUCUCAUUCUCUCUCUCAAAUAAAUAAAUAAAAAUAAAAUAAAAUAAAAAAAAAUAAAACAUCGAUAAGCAGUCUGCAUGAGGCAUUCAGAAUCUAUUGCAAACUCCUGAACGACAUCACGGAGCCCUCGCUCUCAUAGCAAGAAUUCGCCCGCUGGUGCUAGAGUGAACACUGUGGCCUUGCAGUUUCCCUAAGAGGAUUCUGCUCUUUGGGAAAAUUAGAUUCCACUCUGAAUUCUGGCAAUGGGUCCUCUUCUCCCCGUACUUGAAUAAAGAGAAGUCUUACUUUAGACAACGUCGUGUAAAUGGGGUGAGUUUUGCAGGAACGUAUCCAUCAGAUAAGCUCAGGUUGUAUCAGAAUCUGAGUGUUUAGGUGCAUCUCACCUUAUGUGCUGACAGCAGAGUAAAAAUUAAGCCACAUAUUUCAGAGAAGGAAACGGUGCCUGCCGUUGCUCGUGCAAAGGGACAGAAAAAACCAACAGCUGAGGUAGCACCGAAUGCUCAGCUGGGACAGACUGUGGCCUCUGCAUCCUCACCCCAGGCAGGGUCUCCUUUGGAGAAGCCCAGGGGGGACGGCCACUCGAACUCCCAUGACACUUUUACAAGUUUCGUUUUGCACUUUUCCGUUCAGUAGCGCAAAUUAGGCCAAAGAAACGUUGCCCGGAGAAGGAUAUGGUUGGGAAUCAAGCGUGGACCAUGUUUGUGAUGCACUGUAAGUGUUCCUUCCCUGUGGGAUCCGGGGGGGACUUGGGGAAGAUGAGCUUGAGCAGAAGCAGGAAUUCAGAAUUCAGUACGGAGGUGAAGCUGUACCAGCCCCACUGUCGUAUACUUUUCAGGGAUGUAGCACUUGCUUCGAAGCAAGGGAUGGCUGUACUGUUUAUUUUUAACCAGCCGAAUUGAAUAUUUGCCAACCAAAGAUUGUUAGGCUUUCGAAAAUAAAUGGACUUGUAUAGUAGUUUCUGCUUCAAAUUUAGUUUUUUCAUUUUAGUAGAUUUAUAUGGGAAAUUGAUACAAAUGUGUAAAUAUAAAUUACGCUCUUUGUCAAACAACUUGUCAAUUACCUAACAUAAGGGAAAACAGUUUUCUCUAGGAAAGUUUCUGUAACGACAUAAAAAAGCAUAUGUAUAUUUAAAAGUUUGUUAAAACUGUAAGAAUGUAUUUGCAGUGAAAUGAGAAGUCCCAUGUAUCGGGGUCUGUAUUGUUCAUUUUGUAUUGAAGGUUCACCGGACCUUCAAAUGUUGUAAAAAAUAAAAUGUAGAUUGGAGAAUU